AUGGCAGAAUCGGUACAAGAAAAACCAGGGCGAAGCCGUCAAGCCUCAAUGGCAACGCCCUCCGAAGAUGUAGAUACGAAAAACCAACGUCGUUCUACAGCAUCGAUCCGGGCAUCCCGAGCAUGUACUUACUGCCGCUCAAAACACAUAAGAUGUGAUGGUACAAUGCCAAUCUGCAAGCGAUGUCUCGCAGAGAACAGGUCAUGUGUCUACGUUAAAUCGCGACGGGGCAUACGGGAUGCCAAAGAGCGAAGUCUGAUAGCAGACAAUUCUCCAGCACAGCACAUGAUCUCAGAACCACUCUAUAUACUAGAUAAUGAUGGAGCCGCCGGACCCAGAGCUAUGUCUAGUGAUGCCUCCCCUUCGUCUACCAGUGACGAGGAUCCAUUUGUUGCGGCGUACUAUGCUUAUUUCCACCCAGCUCACUCAACGAUGCUUCCAAAGCAUCGUUUCCUGGAAUACUUGGAACACGAUCCCGAGCCAAUGCAGUUCCUGAUAUCGGCGGUCAAGUUCGUGGGUUCCUUGUACUUACCCCGUGUUCCCGCUGUGGCAUUAAGACAGGCUGCAUUUUCAGCUGCAUGCGGUCCUCUUCCCGUGACACCACAGUCGGUCUCUGGACUCUUGAUCCUCAGCAUAGCGGCGCUGGGUGAGACGGAGUUUGGUUAUCAGAGCGGAUGGACAGAGAGGGCUAUCUCCAUGGCCCUUGAAAUCGGUAUGCAACACAAGACGUUUGCAGGCGCCACAUCAGAUCCGAUUCUGGCUGAAAGCCAUCGGCGGACUUAUUGGGGCCUAUACUUGCUAGACUCUUUGCGAGCCGGUUGUGAGCCUGGCCAUAAACCUUUACUUCCCGGACCUGUUGGCGACGUCGAUCUGCCAUGCGAGGAAUGGGAAUAUGAUUCAAGGCAAAUACCGACUCCAACGUCCUUAGUGGACUAUGACCGACAGAAUGACCUUGAAUCGAUUGAAUUUUCGUCUUGGGCUUAUCUGAUCGACAUUUGUCGUAUCAUGAGAACACUGAACGUACCAUAUCAAGACACGUUGGAUGAGAAGAAGGUAGAACGUCUUGACCGUGUUGAUGCACUCAUUCAGGACUGGUUGGUCAGAGUUCCCCAGUGGAAGAAGGACUUGGAAGAUUCCGACGGGUUUCCCGACAUGAUCCUUUCUCAUGCGAUAGCCCUGGCGCAACAGAAUCGCCUCAGAAUAUACCAAUGUACUUCAAGACAAGGUCUUGAUCUCCGGCAAAUCUUCUCUCUGGGUGUUGGUCCAGGACUGUCUCGGCAAGUGCAGAAUGUCAAAACACCCGGCUGGAGUGAUAGCCCGGUCGACAUCCACGCAGCAAAUAGUGUUUGUAACCUGUUUCAGUCAUCCUUUCCCCUCGAGAACCUAAGUCCGCUUGUUGUGCCUGGGCUGUUUCUCGUAGCUGUUGCCUAUCUCGAUGCGUGCAUCUUCCGGGGUUUCGACACACCUACGUACAUGGGAAAGAUUCAACUGUUACUACAACUGAUGACUGCGCACGGAGGAAUCUGGCCCAUCUCGCGGAAGAUUGCAGAUGAGAUCCGGGAGGUAGCGAGUGAUUACUCCAUCCCGCCUGAAUCACUGGGGCGAGAUUCUGAAAGCAAGACUUGGACACCGGACAGUCUGUCCAGUGUUAUCCUUAAUGGGGUUACAACGGCGGUGCAGUCUCAGGACUCUGGGUGGCUAAGUCUUGGUGAUGUUAAGGAUUGGGGUAGUGAUUUCCGUAGAAGUUUGACCUGA
Truncatella angustata is the source of this 1755-nucleotide messenger RNA. RefSeq lists its product as uncharacterized. The record is from RefSeq and is a predicted model, not a curated record. Gene Ontology annotation, biological process: regulation of DNA-templated transcription; DNA-templated transcription. Gene Ontology annotation, molecular function: DNA binding; zinc ion binding; DNA-binding transcription factor activity, RNA polymerase II-specific. NCBI's taxonomy places the organism in Eukaryota, Fungi, Ascomycota, Sordariomycetes, Amphisphaeriales, Sporocadaceae. The transcript has 4 exons. Bases 1 to 1755 code for a protein of 584 amino acids.